AUGGACGACAACUUCGACGCCCAGGAUGCUGUGUAUACAUCCCGGAUGAGAAGGUUCCAGGACUUUCUCGACUCGGACGACCACGAGACCAAGUACAAAGAUUUGGUCAAGACAAUGCUGGAGAAGGGCGAAAAGAGAAUUGUCGUGUCUGUUGACGAAGUUCGUGAGUUUGACCGCGAGCUUUGGGUCGGUUUGAUGAAUGCGCCAGCUGAAUUCUUACCUGCUGCCGAACAUGCGUUUAAAGAAACGGUAAUGGCAGUCUACGAUCCGCUUGAAUUCUCGUCAGAAAUCAGCCAGGAUGAUGACUUUUAUCUCGCCUUUAGAGGUGCUUUUUCGGAUCACCAGCUGACUCCACGGUCGAUUGACUCUUCGUUCCUGUCGCGGAUGGUAUCUGUUGAAGGUAUCGUCACGCGUGCAUCUUUGGUCCGCCCCAAAAUCGUGAGAUCCGUUCACUAUUGCGACACUACUGGUAGGUUCCACCAGCGUGAGUAUCGUGAUCAAACUACUAGUUUCAACCCGCUCACAACUUCCGCGGCGUAUCCAACCACAGACCCUGAGGGUAACAAGCUGGUGACAGAAUACGGUUACUCCAAGUAUCGCGACCAUCAGACCAUCACGGUCCAGGAACUGCCUGAGCUUGCGCCAGCUGGUCAAUUGCCCCGUUCGCUUGAUGUUGUGCUGGACGACGAUCUGGUUGACAAGGUGAAGCCCGGUGACAGACUCAGAGUCAUUGGAGUGUACAGAUCGCUUGGUGGUGGGCAGAACAACUCGUCCAGUUUCAAAACUGUUAUCCUUGCCAACUCGGUGUAUCCUCUGCACACAAAGUCCACUUCUAUCCAAACCGUGGAGAAAAUUGGUGAUGUGGAUAUCCGCAACAUCAACAAGCUGUCCAAGAACAAGAACAUCUUUGACCUUCUCUCCACGUCUCUGGCUCCCUCCAUCUAUGGCCACGAGUAUAUUAAGAAAGCGGUUCUGCUGAUGCUUCUUGGUGGUGUUGAGAAGAAUCUCGACAACGGAACCCAUUUGAGAGGAGAUAUCAACCUUCUCUUGGUCGGAGAUCCCUCCACGGCGAAGUCUCAAAUUCUGCGUUUCGUCCUCAACACGGCCCCAUUGGCUAUCACCACUACUGGUAGAGGUUCUUCUGGUGUUGGUCUCACUGCUGCGGUAACCACCGACAAGGAAACUGGUGAGCGCAAGUUGGAGGCCGGUGCCAUGGUUCUUGCCGAUAGAGGUAUCGUUUGUAUUGACGAGUUCGAUAAAAUGAACGAUGUGGAUCGUGUGGCCAUCCACGAAGUCAUGGAGCAGCAGACUAUCACCAUCUCCAAAGCUGGUAUCCAUACCUCGCUCAACGCCAGAUGUUCUGUUCUUGCCGCAGCCAAUCCAGUGUAUGGUCAGUAUGACACCUUCAAGUCUCCACAACAGAACAUUGCGCUGCCGGACUCGCUGUUGUCGCGUUUUGAUUUACUCUUUGUGGUUACAGACGAUGUUUCUGACCAAAAAGAUCGAGCAAUCAGUGAACACGUUCUUAGAAUGCAUCGCUACGUUGCCCAGGGUUACGAGGAAGGUGAGCCAAUGCGCGAAAGACCUAAUAUCACGUUGGCCGUUGGUGAUGAACAGCUGAACGAAGAUGGAUCUGUGGAGGAAGAGGAUGGCGCCAUUUUUGAAAAGUUUAACCCAUUGUUGCACAGUGGAGCUGCUGCUACAGUCAAUGCUGGAAGGGUGGGAAAGAAGCCCAAGGUUCCUGAGAUCGUGGCCAUUCCGUUCCUGAAGAAAUAUGUUCAAUACGCCAAGCAGAGAAUCAAGCCUGUUCUCACCGAAAAGGCUACCCGCAGAAUAGUGGAUAUCUACACGGAAUUGCGCAACGACGAGGCCACCAAGAACUCAAGGACCCUGCCGAUCACGGCCAGAACGCUGGAAACGCUUAUCCGUUUGUCGUCGGCACACGCCAAAGUCAGACUAUCACAGACGGUUGAUGCCAAAGACGUCAAAAUUGCCGAGGAACUGAUGCGUUUUGCCCUGUUCAAAGAAAAGGUCACCAAGCCCAGAAGAAAGCGUAGAAGAGUCAGUGGUGAGCACACCAACGUGGAACGUGUGGAUGAAGACGACGAGGAAGAUGACGAUGAAGAGAUCGAGUACGACGACGAAGACGAGCUUGACGAAGAGGCCGAUGUGGUCACUGGUAGAAUCACCACCUCGAGACAACAGGCUUUGCAGAGAAACAGGCAACGCAUCCACGAGGAUGUGGAUGACGAAAUUGUGGAUCUUGCGCGUGGUAUCCAGGACCAGACGCUUGAGGGAGAAACCCAGCCUGAAGCACAGCAGAUCCAGACUCAGCCAACUGAAGACGAUCAGGCUCAGCUACACGAGACCGGUGGACCCAACGUUGAUGAGUCUGCUCAGGUCUCUCCCGCAAGACUCGCUCUCUUCGCCCGGUCUGCGGCGCAGGUGUUCCGGGACCCGGAGGUAUCAUCCGAGGGAAGCUGCGAAUACAAUCUCUUUGUCCGGAAGAUCAACUCUGCUCUGCCGCAGGAAGACCACUUUGGUGCCGAAGAAGCUGCUGCUGCGCUAAAGGCCAUGGAGGAGAGAAACAACCUCUACAUGGGCGAUGGCAAGAUUUGGAUGAUUUGA
Messenger RNA from Kuraishia capsulata CBS 1993, 2628 nucleotides. RefSeq lists its product as uncharacterized. The record is from RefSeq and is a predicted model, not a curated record. Gene Ontology annotation, molecular function: ATP hydrolysis activity; single-stranded DNA helicase activity; ATP binding. Gene Ontology annotation, biological process: DNA replication; mitotic DNA replication initiation; DNA strand elongation involved in DNA replication. Lineage: Eukaryota; Fungi; Ascomycota; Pichiomycetes; Pichiales; Pichiaceae. Gene Ontology annotation, cellular component: nucleus; MCM complex. The coding region runs from base 1 to 2628 and encodes 875 amino acids. The transcript has a single exon.